Schizophyllum commune H4-8 is the source of this 480-nucleotide messenger RNA. Its product is annotated as rad52-like protein. Gene Ontology annotation, cellular component: nucleus. The transcript is spliced from 2 exons. The record is from RefSeq and is a predicted model, not a curated record. Gene Ontology annotation, biological process: double-strand break repair via single-strand annealing; mitotic recombination; double-strand break repair via homologous recombination. The annotation marks the transcript as partial. Lineage: Eukaryota; Fungi; Basidiomycota; Agaricomycetes; Agaricales; Schizophyllaceae.
AUGGCACGCUACACCGGCGGCCUAACCACGGACUCGCAAUUCAACCUCCAGGCGCUGCAGCACAAACUCAAUCAGAAGCUCGGGCCCGAAUAUCUUUCUACGAGGCCCGGCGGCGGCGGCUCGAAGCUCACGUACACGGCGGGCUGGCAGAUCAUCAACCUCGCGAACGAGGUUUUCGGGUUCAACGGCUGGAGCACGAACGUGAUCAGUCUGACGGUCGACUUCUGCGAUGAGACGAAGAGUGGGCGGUUUAGCACGGGGGUGACGUCGAUCCUGAGGGUAACGCUGAGGGACGGGGCGUUCCACGAGGAUAUUGGGUACGGGCAGGCGGACAAUAUGCCCAAUAAGGGCCAGGCAUUGGAUAAGGCUAAGAAGGAGGCUGUGACGGAUGGAAUGAAGCGCGCGCUGAGGCACUUCGGCAAUGUGGUGGGAAACUGCCUAUACGACAAGUCCUACACAGACAGGGUGGCGAAGAUGAAG